AACUAAACUCUAAACUAUCAUCUUGUGAAGUGAUGUUGUUGUAUGUGGCGCAUGCGCAGUCCUGGUCAGGAAACAACCAAUCAGGUGCGAGCAACAGCACAGUCAGCUCUGCAUCGAGUGGAUAUAAAUAGAGACUCUCUGCUCAGGAUUUUAUCAGUGGACUCAAGAGAAGACUGAACUACGAAUCAUGCCGGACGCCCCCUCAGUCAAAGCGCCCAAGAAGGGCUCAAAGAAAGCCGUCACCAAGACCGCCAGCAAGACCGGCAAGAAGAGGAGAAAGUCCAGGAAGGAGAGCUACGCCAUCUACGUGUACAAGGUGAUGAAGCAGGUCCACCCAGACACCGGCAUCUCCUCCAAAGCCAUGGGCAUCAUGAACUCCUUUGUGGGCGACAUCUUUGAGCGCAUCGCCGGUGAGGCCUCCCGUCUGGCUCACUACAACAAGCGCUCCACCAUCACUUCCAGGGAGAUCCAGACCGCUGUCCGCCUGCUGCUGCCUGGUGAGCUGGCAAAGCACGCAGUGUCUGAGGGAACCAAGGCUGUGACCAAGUACACCAGCUCCAAGUAAAGCUGCUGCUAAACCAACAACACAAAGGCUCUUUUAAGAGCCACCCACUACAACUAAAGACAUGUUCCUGUCCUUAAAGCUUUAUAAAUACAUUUUGAACCAUGCAAAAACAAUACAGUUCAAUGUGUGCAAAGGAAGCAACUAUAUGAAUUGCCCUAUGGUGCUUACGUUACUGUUAUUGCAGUGUAGAAUUAAAGCUACAAUGUGUACCCCA
This is a messenger RNA of Sebastes umbrosus (honeycomb rockfish), 779 nucleotides long. Its product is annotated as histone H2B 1.2-like. The transcript has a single exon. The coding region runs from base 188 to 565 and encodes 125 amino acids. Gene Ontology annotation, molecular function: DNA binding; structural constituent of chromatin; protein heterodimerization activity. Gene Ontology annotation, cellular component: nucleosome. The record is from RefSeq and is a predicted model, not a curated record. Lineage: Eukaryota; Metazoa; Chordata; Actinopteri; Perciformes; Sebastidae.